UCUUCUUCUUUCAAGUUCAUCAUCAUUUCUCACUAAUUCAUAUAUAUGAUCAUCAUGUAUAUUUAUAUCUAAUCUAACCCAUAUCUCUCUGUAUAUAUAUAUAUGUUGUAUAUUUAGAUCUGUAUAUGUAUAGGUACUGUUGUAAUCUUUACAUUAACCCUAACCCUAGACUUGUGAUUUCUUAUUCUUCUCACUAGUUUCUCUGUUUAUAUAUCUGAUUUCUCUAGUACUAAUCUAUUAUGAGGAAAGUUCGAGUUAUCUGCAGCGAUCCAUAUGCAACAGAUUCCUCCUCUGACGAAGAUUGCGAGAAACCCAAUUCCAAUCCCAAUCGAAUAGCUAAAUUGCCGAAAAGAAUUGUCUAUCGCAUCGAUCUAGAUCUAUCCUCAAAUGGGUCUGCUGAAUCUGACAACAAUAUGAAGCGUAAGGAGCGGAAGAAGGUGGAUCGGAGCGAUGGCGAUGGGAAGGGGAUUAGAGGUGUUCGUCGUCGACCUUGGGGGAAAUGGGCUGCGGAGAUCCGUGAUCCCUUUAAAAAGGUUCGACUUUGGUUGGGGACUUUCGAUACGGCUGAGGAGGCGCAGAAUGCUUAUGUUGCUAAGGUGGUUGAAUUUGCUGCUAGACGUAGGGCUGAAGCUGAUUUGGAUGAGAAGUCUCGAACUGCUGUAUCGCCUUCGUCUGUUCUUGAAAACGCGGUGAUUGAUGGAGGAGAUGAGGAUGUGAAGAUUGAUAAUAAGAAGAGCCAUGAACAGAUCAAAUUUGAAGAGAAUCCGUUAUGGCAGCUUGGUUCAAUUGUUUGCAUGAUUGACUUGUUGGGUGAUUUUAACAACAUUGAUGAUCUGACAAUUCGCGAUAUUGAGAAGAAUUUGGCGGCUAACAAAAGUGUUUGAAUUGGGUAAUUCGUGUACUGUGAAUAUCAAUCAACGUAGCUAAUGAUGAAGGAUUAUUCAAUUUCUUAUCGGCUAUUCAACUUUGUUAACUAUCUUAGGAUCCAUUUUCAUUUGAUUUUAGGAAAAUACAAAAAAAAUUGUUUAUCAUGUUCUUGUUGUAGUUUUCAUUUUUUAUACUGUUGUUGAAGAAGAAGAACCUUUGUUCUCUUUUAUGCAAUUCAUAGGUUUUAACUCCA
Molecule: messenger RNA, 1120 nt
Organism: Impatiens glandulifera
Lineage: Eukaryota; Viridiplantae; Streptophyta; Magnoliopsida; Ericales; Balsaminaceae
Product: ethylene-responsive transcription factor ERF118-like
Exons: 1
Coding region: 240-884 (214 amino acids)
Biological process (GO): regulation of DNA-templated transcription
Molecular function (GO): DNA binding; DNA-binding transcription factor activity
Source: RefSeq, a predicted model, not a curated record